Molecule: messenger RNA, 318 nt
Organism: Saccharomyces paradoxus
Lineage: Eukaryota; Fungi; Ascomycota; Saccharomycetes; Saccharomycetales; Saccharomycetaceae
Gene: MIC12
Product: Mic12p
Exons: 1
Coding region: 1-318 (105 amino acids)
Biological process (GO): cristae formation
Cellular component (GO): mitochondrial crista junction; MICOS complex
Source: RefSeq, a predicted model, not a curated record
AUGUUAAAACUGGGUCCGUUAGCAAGAUCUGUAAAGUGGACUCUCUCUGUGGGGGUAAUCGGCUCUGUUUUCUAUCUUUACCGAUUCAGUAACAAUGGCUACUUCUAUGAUCACGAUGCUACAUGGUUAAAACAAGAUCAUCAGGUACAAUACCUGAUGGAUAGAAAAGAAGUGGUACCUGGGGGGGCCAAGCGCAAACAAGUUGUGAUGGAUAAUGGCACUGCAUGGACCAGAACCAUGGGGGAGAGCAUGAAAGACAUUUGGAACGAGCAAAUAAGAAACUCUGUCGAUUGGAUCUAUUCCUGGGGUAAGACCUAA